Messenger RNA from Nyctereutes procyonoides (raccoon dog), 3396 nucleotides. RefSeq names its product contactin 5 (gene CNTN5). The transcript has 24 exons. Gene Ontology annotation, molecular function: cell-cell adhesion mediator activity. Lineage: Eukaryota; Metazoa; Chordata; Mammalia; Carnivora; Canidae. Gene Ontology annotation, biological process: cell-cell adhesion; brain development. Bases 1 to 3396 code for a protein of 1131 amino acids. The record is from RefSeq and is a predicted model, not a curated record.
AUGGUUCCUGGCUUCAUGGAAUUUAGUCUGGGAGUAUUGGUAGAGGAUUACAAAAUGGUGAGAGCUGAGGAUCCCCAGAACUGUGGGCUGAAGACUGGAGAAAUUAGAGACGUCAGAAAAGGAGGUGGAACAGCUAGGAGGGCACCAGAAUAUUCUGGAGCUCUUCCUAAUUUCUCUACUUCAUUUGCUGCUUUGCUAAGAAUUAAAAAGAGUUCAUCUUCAUCCCUCUUUGGUUCAAAGAACAGACCACGAUAUAGCAAUCCUUCCUUAGGAACACUAAGUGUUUCUUCACCAAGCUGGCGAGGUGCAGCUCAACAUUAUUAUUCCCCUAUCAAUCUUUAUCAUUCCUCAGAUGCCUUCAAACAAGAUGAAAGUGUGGACUAUGGACCAGUGUUUGUACAAGAACCAGACGAUAUAAUUUUUCCGACUGAUUCUGAAGAAAAGAAAGUAGCACUGAACUGUGAAGCUCAUAGCAAUCCAGUUCCCAAUUACAGAUGGCUUCGGAAUGGAACAGAAAUAGAUUUGGAAAGUGAUUAUCGCUACAGCUUGAUAGAUGGGACCUUCAUUAUAAGCAAUCCAAGUGAAGCAAAGGAUUCUGGUCAUUACCAGUGUUUAGCAGUCAACACUCUUGGAAGUAUUCUUAGUAGAGAAGCCAUACUUCAAUUUGCCUAUCUGGGAAAUUUUAGUGGACGGACAAGAAGUGCAGUCUCUGUGAGGGAAGGCCAGGGGGUUGUUUUGAUCUGCUCUCCUCCGCCUCAUUCACCAGAGAUCAUCUAUAGCUGGGUAUUUAACGAGUUCCCUUCCUUUGUGGUGGAGGACAGCCGACGGUUCAUUUCCCAGGAGACAGGCAACCUUUAUAUUUCUAAAGUCCAAACAUCAGAUGUUGGCAGCUAUAUUUGCCUGGUGAAAAACACAGUGACAAACGCUCGAGUACUUAGUCCUCCAACACCACUCACUCUACGCAAUGAUGGUGUGAUGGGAGAGUAUGAGCCGAAAAUCGAGGUCCAUUUUCCUUUCACGGUUACAGCUGCUAAGGGAACAACUGUUAAGAUGGAAUGCUUUGCACUUGGCAACCCAGUUCCAACAAUCACAUGGAUGAAGGUUAAUGGUUAUAUUCCUAGUAAGGCACGUCUGCGGAAAUCUCAGGCAGUGCUGGAAAUCCCGAACGUGCAACUGGAUGAUGCAGGCCUGUAUGAGUGCAGAGCUGAAAACUCACGUGGAAAAAAUUCCUUUCGUGGACAAUUACAAGUAUACACUUAUCCACACUGGGUGGAAAAACUGAAUGACACUCAGUUGGACAGUGGGAGCCCUCUUCAGUGGGAAUGUAAAGCUACUGGAAAACCCCGACCCACAUACCGUUGGCUAAAGAAUGGAGUGCCUCUCCUGCCUCAGAAUAGGAUUGAGAUGGUUAAUGGAGUAUUGAUGAUCCACAAUGUGAAUCAAUCAGAUGCUGGAAUGUAUCAGUGUUUGGCCGAGAAUAAAUAUGGAGCCAUUUAUGCCAGUGCUGAGCUGAAGAUUCUAGCUUCAGCUCCUACUUUUGCACUGAAUCAACUGAAGAAAACAAUAAUUGUUACCAAAGGCCAAGAAGUCGUCAUAGAGUGCAAACCUCAAGGCUCUCCAAAACCAACCAUCUCUUGGAAGAAGGGAGAUAAAGCAGUGAGAGAGAAUAAAAGAAUAGCUAAUCUUCCGGACGGAAGUCUACGGAUCCUAAAUGCUUCUAAAUCAGAUGAGGGAAAGUACGUUUGCCAAGGGGAAAAUGUCUUUGGUUCUUCUGAAAUCAUAGCUUCAGUAUAUGUAAAAGAACCUACAAGAAUAGAACUUACUCCUAAAAGAACAGAGUUAACAGUGGGAGAAAGCAUUGUCCUUAAUUGCAAAGCAAUUCAUGAUGCUAGUUUGGAUAUCACUUUCUACUGGACACUAAAAGGACAGCCUAUUGAUUUCGAGAAAGAAGGUGGACAUUUUGAAAGCAUCAGGGCCCAAGCAUCCUCUGCAGAUUUAAUGAUCAGGAACAUCCUUCUGAUGCAUGCUGGGAGAUAUGGCUGCAGGGUACAGACCACAGCAGACAGUGUGUCAGAUGAGGCAGAGCUUCUUGUUAGGGGUCCCCCAGGCCCACCAGGGGUAGUGAUUGUUGAGGAAAUCACCGAAAGCACAGCCACACUCUCCUGGAGUCCUGCAGCUGACAACCACAGCCCAAUCUCCUCCUACAACCUGCAGGCUCGCAGCCCAUUCUCCCUGGGCUGGCAAACAGUAAAAACAAUCCCAGAAAUUAUAACAGGGGACCUAGAGUCAGCCAUGGCAGUGGACCUUAACCCCUGGGUGGAAUAUGAAUUUAGAGUGGUGGCCACCAAUCCAAUUGGGACUGGAGAUCCAAGCACCCCAUCUCGAAUGAUCCGCACAAAUGAAGCAGUUCCAAAGACAGCACCUACCAAUGUAAGUGGAAGAAGUGGAAGAAGGCAUGAGUUAGUCAUAGCCUGGGAGCCAGUAUCUGAGGAGUUUCAGAAUGGGGAGGGCUUUGGCUAUAUUGUGGCUUUCAGGCCUAAUGGAACACGUGGCUGGAAGGAAAAAAUGGUGACAUCCUCUGAAGCUUCAAAAUUCAUUUACCGAGAUGAAAGUGUUCCUCCUCUUACUCCCUUUGAAGUGAAGGUUGGCGUUUAUAACAAUAAAGGAGAUGGACCUUUCAGUCAGAUUGUGGUUAUCUGCUCAGCUGAAGGAGAACCCAGUGCUGCUCCCACAGAUGUCAAGGCUACAAGUGUGUCUGUGUCAGAGAUUCUUGUUGCAUGGAAACAUAUUAAAGAGAGUCUAGGAAGACCACAGGGAUUUGAGGUUGGUUAUUGGAAAGACAUGGAACAAGAAGAUGCAGCAGAAACAGUCAAAACUAGAGCGAAUGAGUCAUCUGUCAUUCUGACAGGAUUAGAAGGAAAUACUUUGUACCACUUCACAGUGAGAGCUUAUAAUGGAGCUGGAUAUGGGCCACCUAGCCCUGAAGUGCGUGCAACCACCAAGAAAUCUCCCCCUAGUCAAGCACCCAGCAACCUCAGGUGGGAACAGCAAGGCUCCCAGCUUUCUCUGGGCUGGGAACCAGUCAGACCAUUAACCAAUGAAUCUGAUGUCAUGGGCUACAAGGUUUUUUAUAGACAAGAGGGGCACAGCAACAGUCAAGUUAUUGAAACACAGAAACCUCAAGCAAUAGUACCACUCCCCGAUGCUGGAGUCUAUGUUAUUGAAGUUCGAGCAUACAGUGAAGGAGGGGAUGGGACAGCUAGUUCCCAAAUCAGAGUACCAUCCUAUUCAGGUGGAAAAAUCACUAGUGCCCAGUCGACCCUCCACACAGUCUCUCCAUCUUCAUUAUCAAUAACAUUGCUCUUGGCAUUGGUGAUUCCCUCAACCUCUUGGUGA